GAUAAAUUAACAAGUAUAAAAAAAUAACAAAAUUAUUGUAGUACAUAAAAAUAUUAAAAAAUCAAAAUGUCUACGACGCAAAUAACUAACCCAGCAGACCUAAUUUGUGGAUUAAAAGCAGCAGUAACUGCAUUAGAAUGUUACCAUCAAAUGGAUAUAUUAAAACGCACGCAGCAAGCGAAACAAAAAAAGACACUUCCACCAAUGUUUAUGAUGAUUCCCAUAGAAGAAAAAGAUGUUGCAAUAUCAAAAAAGAAGUCAAAAACUACGUGUAAAACGAAUGUAUCUGUGAAAGACAUCCAAAGUAGAAAGGAAGGUAUAUCAAUAACUGAUACAAAAUUUAAUGGAAAGGACAAUUGCCAUAAUUUGUCGCCUGAUUUAAAAUUUCCUGAAAUGAGAAAUGGAUACUUAUAUACAAGAUGCUACUGCGUGCAUAGAGAUGGUCUUCAGGAUACUUGUCCAUUGACUCAAUGUCAAGGACAGCCCGAAUGUCUUUUUAAACCAUGGCCUGUCUGCCCACCCGCAAAAUAUUUGCGAUGUCGGUACCCAAAACAAUACCCAAUGCAAUAAAGUUCAAAUAGUAUUACAUAUUAAUCAGUAUGUUAAAUAAACUACAUGUACAGAUGC
Molecule: messenger RNA, 627 nt
Organism: Colletes gigas
Lineage: Eukaryota; Metazoa; Arthropoda; Insecta; Hymenoptera; Colletidae
Exons: 3
Coding region: 67-570 (167 amino acids)
Source: RefSeq, a predicted model, not a curated record